GUUAGAAAGUGUGCGGCAAGUUACCCAUGUAAAACAAGCGACCAAUUGCAAGAUCUAUUUGUGAGAUAUAUUUGUGAUAUACUGCUCUUUCAGCAACUACGGCAACCUCCUUGCCAUCACAUCAUUGAAUAGAAUAUGCUAAUAACUUAUCCUAAAUUCUACAUCUUUAUAUCACACAGUACCCCACCUUCCUACCGCCUUGCGAGCCACUGAAAAGAAGACUCGGGAAGACGCACAAGGCCCCACCCGAUCAACCUGAUACUUUCCUCAUUCAUGCGUGUUAAAGCAACACACCAAACCCAAUCUCAUCACCAUUCGUCCAUAUCGGCACUACGGCACGGGGCUGGUUUACACGACUAAACUUCCAACAUUUAUCCUAUUAUCCGCUAGAUCACGACUAGAAGUUUCUUGGAUUCCUCAGUUCUCGGCAUCAGCCUCCUUCAGGGGCGGAUCUCCAACGUCAUCCUUCCCUAUUGGCGUGUUUCAGGGGAGUUGGGGUAGCUGACGUAUAUAGAUUGCACCCCCUCCACCCCGCAUAUUAAAUAGAGGCAGUCCGGUAGUGAUGAUCGGCACUGGUCACGCCCGAUGCAACAUAAACGGACUACCGGCAGACAAUGGAUAAAUCGAGUCCUCUUUACUUCGUGGGGAGCCAGCCCCGGCAAGGGUAGAUUAGGCCUCAUGCCUUUUAGGCAAUUGAGCCAGCUUGAAUGGAGACAAUCGUGAUGCAGCAAGAUGUAUAUAAGGAAAGGAAAGCCCGCUCAAUUGAGGGAGGCAUCACCAACAGCAUCCUCUAGCAAACCAACACUACCAAGCAAUUAGAAUCUUCAAAAUGGUCUCCUUCUCCUCCCUCAUUCUUGCCUCCUCGGCCGUCGCUGGAGUCAUCUCCUCGGUCAUCCCGGACAAGCGCAGCGGCCUACCUAUGACUGCCCGCAGCACGCCAAGCUCCACCGGAACCCAUGAUGGCUUCUAUUAUUCCUUCUGGACCGAUGGCGCCGGCGAUGUGACCUACACCAACAAGGCUGGUGGUGAAUACAGUGUCACCUGGUCAGGCAAUGCCGGCAACUUUGUCGGUGGAAAGGGAUGGAACCCAGGAAGCGCAAGGACCAUCAGCUACUCCGGAAGCUUCAACCCUAACGGCAACGGUUAUCUCUCCGUCUACGGCUGGACCAAGAGCCCCCUGAUCGAGUACUACAUCGUCGAGAGCUACGGCUCAUACGACCCCUCCUCCGCCGCAACCUUGAAGGGCACGGUCACCACCGACGGUGGAACCUACGACAUCCUUGAGACAACCCGCACCAACCAGCCAUCCAUUGAAGGUACCUCUACCUUCCAGCAGUACUGGUCCGUCCGCCAGAGCCACCGCACCAGCGGUAGCGUGAACACCGCUGCUCACUUCAAUGCAUGGGCUGCGCUCGGCAUGAACCUGGGUUCGCACGACUACCAGAUUGUUGCCAGUGAGGGUUACCAGAGCAGCGGAUCUGCUGACAUCACUGUUAGCUAGAGUGUCUAUGAGCAUGCCACAGGGUAGCUGGUGGAAUGGCAUCACUGAUUGCCCUUGAGUGUCGGGUGACGAAACAUGGGCGGGAUGAAUGGGGCUAUCUUCUUGUAGUUAACUUUGAACCGUAC
Messenger RNA from Pseudogymnoascus verrucosus, 1626 nucleotides. RefSeq lists its product as uncharacterized. Gene Ontology annotation, biological process: xylan catabolic process. The transcript has 2 exons. The record is from RefSeq and is a predicted model, not a curated record. Bases 830 to 1501 code for a protein of 223 amino acids. Gene Ontology annotation, molecular function: hydrolase activity, hydrolyzing O-glycosyl compounds. Lineage: Eukaryota; Fungi; Ascomycota; Leotiomycetes; Thelebolales; Thelebolaceae.